CAUUACCACCUUAUCCUCUCUCAUUUCACCUUAAUUCUUCACAGCACCUCUUCUUACACAUUUCCUCAUGAAACAGAGAAACCCCAACUGCAAAUUCACAUAGACAACAAACCAACUUCAGAUCAUGGCUGCUUUGCUACCCUCAACUCUUUCCAUUCAGAAAGAGAGCAAAGCAAUUGCAAUAAAAGAGACAUCCCUCUUUGGAGCUGCACUGCCCACAAGUCUUAAAGCUGAAUUCAGCCCUUGUUUCCACAAGGAACUAAGGAAAAAGCUAUCGAUAGGACCAAUUAAGGCACAGACAGCAGCUACAACUCCAGCUGUAAAUCAGCCUUCAGAGAAGAAGACUCUGCGCAAAGGCACUGCGAUCAUCACAGGAGCUUCCUCAGGAUUAGGCCUUGCCACAGCAAAAUCACUUGCUGAAACUGGAAAAUGGCAUGUAAUCAUGGCUUGCCGGAAUUUCCUCAAGGCCGAAAAAGCUGCUAAAUCAGCCGGCAUUCCCAAGGAGAACUACACUGUUAUGCAUCUCGACCUUGCUUCCCUUGAAAGUGUCCGCCAAUUUGUAGACACGUUUCGUCGUUCAGGGAGGCCUCUGGACGUGCUGGUUUGCAAUGCUGCCGUUUAUUUGCCAACUGCAAAAGAGCCCACAUUCACUGCCGAUGGGUUUGAGCUUAGUGUCGGGACCAAUCAUCUUGGGCAUUUCCUCCUUUCGAGGCUGCUGCUCGAUGAUCUGAAGCAGUCGGACUACCCGCAAAGGCGCCUCAUCAUUGUUGGCUCCAUAACAGGGAACACAAAUACUUUGGCUGGGAAUGUGCCACCGAAGGCCAACCUCGGUGAUCUAAGGGGACUUGCUGGAGGAUUGAAUGGAGUGGGCAGCUCAUCCAUGAUAGAUGGUGGUGAAUUUGAUGGUGCAAAGGCCUACAAAGAUAGCAAGGUUUGCAAUAUGCUCACCAUGCAAGAAUUCCACAGACGUUUCCAUGAAGAAACGGGCGUCUCCUUUGCGUCCCUCUACCCUGGUUGUAUUGCCGAAACGGGACUGUUCCGGGAGCACAUACCCUUGUUCAGGCUUCUCUUCCCACCGUUCCAGAAGUACAUCACAAAAGGCUACGUUUCCGAAGAUGAAGCAGGAAAACGACUUGCACAGGUGGUCAGUGAUCCAAGCCUGUCAAAAUCGGGUGUGUACUGGAGCUGGAAUAAGAACUCGUCGUCGUUCGAGAACCAGCUAUCCAAAGAGGCCAGCGAUGCAGAGAAAGCGCGUAAGCUGUGGGAGGUCAGUGAAAAGCUUGUCGGAUUGGCUUAAUGAGUUUGAAUACGCCCGAACGCUCGUAAUGUUUACUGGUGAGCAAGCAAUUAUUAUAUGAAGUCACUGUUCUUCGAUUCGCUGCAACGAGAGAGAAAAAAACCCAGAAUUCAUGCAUUCAGAAUUAGUAUGCAUCACUUGACGGAAAAAUUGGUUUAGUGAUUUGAAGAACA
Molecule: messenger RNA, 1470 nt
Organism: Sesamum indicum (sesame)
Lineage: Eukaryota; Viridiplantae; Streptophyta; Magnoliopsida; Lamiales; Pedaliaceae
Product: protochlorophyllide oxidoreductase C
Molecular function (GO): protochlorophyllide reductase activity
Source: RefSeq, a predicted model, not a curated record